GGUUAGCACUGACUUGUGGGAAAUCUUAGACCCACGUGCUGUACCGCCAUCUUGGCUAUAGGUUUGUAGUGCUUCGUAUUUCUUCGCCAAAAAGCACCUGAAAAUGGCCGAUAAAGGAAAUGAAUCGGGGGAGGAAGAAGAACCUACAAUUGCAGAGGACGUUGUCGUUACUAAGUACAAGAUGGCUGGCGAUAUGGCGAAUCGUAUCUUGUUGAAGCUAAUAGAGGCUGCAAAUGCAGGAACGACAGCCAGAACACUGUGUGAAAAGGGUGAUGCCCUAAUCCUUGAAGAAACUGAUAAGGUUUACAAGAAAGAAAAAGAACUUAAAAAAGGGAUUGCAUUCCCAACAUGUAUCUCUGUCAACAAUUGUGUCUGUCACUUCUCCCCUUUGCUGAGUGAGCCUGACAUUACACUGAAUGAUGGAGACCUUGUCAAGAUAGACUUUGGUGUUCACAUUGAUGGUUUCAUCGCUGUCAUUGGACACACAAUAGUAGUUGGGUGUUCAAAAGAGAACAAGGUGACAGGUCGCAAGGCUGAUGUUCUCCUAGCUGCAUACCUUGCCUCUGAGGUGGCUCAGAGAAUGGUUAAACCUGGAGCAGAGAAUUCAACUGUCACAGAGCUAGUGCAGAAGGUGGCUGAAUCAUUCAAGUGCAAGCCUAUAGAAGGAAUGCUUUCCCAUCAGUUAAAAAGGAAUGUAAUUGAUGGUGAAAAAGCGAUUAUCCAAAACCCAAAUGAGCAGCAGAGGAAAGAUCAUUCAAAGUGUGAGUUUGCCGUACAUGAGGUGUAUGGAGUUGAUGUGCUUGUUAGUACUGGAGAUGGCAAGACCAAAGAAAAAGAUACAAGAACCACUGUCUAUAAACGGACAGGCAACAUCUACAACCUCAAAAUGAAAGCUAGCAGAGUAUUUUUUAGUGAUGUCUGUAACAAGUUCACCAUGAUGCCGUUCACUCUAAGAGCUUUGGAGGAUGAGAAGAAAGCAAAGAUGGGGAUUGUCGAGUGCGCUAAACACGAGCUGAUGGAGCCUUUUAAUGUUUUAUGGGAGAAAGAAGGUGAAUUUGUCGCUCAGUUUAAGUUUACAAUGCUACUUAUGCCCAAUGGAAAUAUAAGGAUAACCCAAGGACCUUUUGAACCCGACAUGAUCCAAUCAGAGCACUGCAUAGAAGAUGAAACGAUCAAGGAGAUCCUAGCACAGUCAGCAAGCCGGAAAACCCAAAAGAAGAAGAAAAAGAAGGUAUGACGUCAAGUUCCUUAGAGCGGGAGUUUCUCCUACUGGGCAGGCCUCCUCGAAGGCAACAGGAACACCUGCCGAGGGCAAAGAGGGUGAGGUCGCAAGUCAGGACUAGCGAGCUCUCUUGUCACAACAACAUCUUGGCAACAUCUGUCUACCAGCAUCUUUGGGUAGAUACGGCUCUAGUUGGGUCAUGUCUAGCAUGCGACCGCUACUGGGGCAAUAUGCUUUCAUGAAGAUUCUUCCGACAUCAUAAUCUUGUACUCUGUUACAACUUCAACAGUUGCACAGAAGAAACUUUGAACUUGAGGCCUGCUCGAUUCACAUCCUAUAACACUUUGGUUUUCAAAUCUUUUUUCUUUCUUUUUGUUGUGAACUAUUGGAAUGACCAUUGAUGUUCUGUGUUUGAAUGCCUUACGGCUGAAAUGUUAUUUACGUUAGUGGCAGAAAUGUUCCUUAUCUUUCCUCCCUGUAAAACGAUAACUGUUUUAGAAUAAUUUCAAAUGUCCUUUUAAAUGAAGCAAAGUCAAACGGACUAUGUUUGAGCCGUUGAAAGACAUGAUAUGGUAUACGAGACUCCCUUGAAUGAAUGUUCCAGACAAUCGGAGAUUAACUCAAUCAACAGGCUGAUGCUGUAGCAUACAUGAAAAAAUAAAGCAGACUUUCAUUGAA
Nematostella vectensis (starlet sea anemone) is the source of this 1900-nucleotide messenger RNA. Its product is annotated as proliferation-associated protein 2G4. The transcript is spliced from 14 exons. The coding region runs from base 104 to 1237 and encodes 377 amino acids. Lineage: Eukaryota; Metazoa; Cnidaria; Anthozoa; Actiniaria; Edwardsiidae. The record is from RefSeq and is a predicted model, not a curated record.